Molecule: messenger RNA, 2049 nt
Organism: Ornithorhynchus anatinus (platypus)
Lineage: Eukaryota; Metazoa; Chordata; Mammalia; Monotremata; Ornithorhynchidae
Gene: ASXL1
Product: ASXL transcriptional regulator 1
Exons: 13
Coding region: 37-2049 (670 amino acids)
Biological process (GO): positive regulation of transcription by RNA polymerase II; animal organ morphogenesis
Cellular component (GO): PR-DUB complex
Molecular function (GO): chromatin binding; peroxisome proliferator activated receptor binding; DNA binding
Source: RefSeq, a predicted model, not a curated record
AGGAGGAGGAGGAGGAGGAGGAGGCCCCGCGGCGGGAUGAAGGAGAAGCAGAAGAGGAAGAAGGAGCGCACGUGGGCCGAGGCCGCCCGCCUGGUGUUAGAAAACUACUCGGACGCACCCAUGACCCCGAAACAGAUUCUACAAGUCAUCGAGGCCGAGGGACUGAAGGAGAUGAGAAGUGGGACCUCCCCCCUGGCCUGCCUCAACGCCAUGCUGCACUCCAACUCCAGAGGAGGCGACGCCCCCUUCUAUAAGCUGCCCGGCCGAAUCAGCCUCUUCACACUCAAGAAGGACGCCCCCCAGUGGUCCCGCCAGGCCUCCGUGCCCGAGGGCGAAGACCCCACGGACCCCGGGAGCUGCGUGGCCAGCGAAGCCGGCGGGGACCCCGAGGGGGACUCUCCGCAGCGAGGCCGGCCUCCCCCGGCCUCCCCGGACGACACCUGCUCCUCCUCCUCCUCCUCUUCCUCCUCCUCCUCCUCCUCUUCCUCCUCCUCCUCCUCCUCCUCCUCGUCCUCCUCGUCGUCCUCCUCGUCGUCCUCGUCCUCGGCAUCGUCCUGCGGCACCGCCAAGUGCCCGACCGCCCCCGUCUGCCCGGCCCAGGACGCCUGCAGAGCCGCCUCCCAGGCCGGCAAGCCGAAGAAGAAGGCGGGCGUCAUGCUUCCGCGGGUGGUCCUCACCCCCCUCAAGGUCAACGGGGCCCGCCUGGAGCCCGCCUCAGGGUUCUCGGGGCGAGGCGCCGCCGGGGCGGGCGGAGGCGGCGGGGGCGCGGCCCUGCGCGGCCGCCCGGAGAUCGGCCGGGACCCCCCGCAGCUCCUCAGAGCCCUCCGCAGGACGGCCCCGGGACCCCUCAAACGCGGCCGCGGGGAGGAGGUCGACUUCGAGACGCCGGGCUCCGUCCUGGUGAACACCAACCUGCGGGCGCUCAUCAACUCACGCACCUUCAACUCGCUGGGCCCCCUCUGCCAGCAGCGACUCCUCGCCCUCCUGCCCGAGGUGGACAGGCAGGUGGGGACGGACGGGCAGGGGCGUCUGAGCAGCAGCGCGCUCAACAACGAGUUCUUCACGCACGCCGCCCAGAGCUGGCGGGAACGCCUGGCCGACGGGGAGUUCACGCACGAGAUGCAGGCCCGCAUCCGCCAGGAGAUGGAGAAGGAGAAGCGUGUGGAGCACUGGAAGGAGAAGUUCUUCGAGGACUACUACGGCCAGAAGUUGGGGCUGAGCCGGGAAGAGGCCCUGCGGGAAGCGGCGGGGCCGGAAGGCCGCGGACCCCCGGCCCGCCCCGCCCCGCGCCCCAGGGACGGACACCUCAAGCGCCACCGCCGGGCCGGCCUCCGCUGCCGCCCCCGCGGAGACCCCCGGCCCGCCCCGGCCGCGGGGGGCCCGCCCCGGGACGGCGACGGCGGCGACGACGGCGGGGCGGCGGCGGCGGGGAGCGGCGGCGGCGGGAGGAUCCCCGGCCUGCCCGAGGAGCGUCCGCCCCGGCAGCCCCAGGACCAGAAGAGGAAGCGCUUCCAGCCGGCCCCGGCCCCGGCCGCCGCCCCCGCCCCCGCCGCCGACAAGAGACCCCGACUGGAGGAGCGUCAGUCCUUUCGUGACACAACUGAAAGUGCUCGCGACGAGAAGCCCCAGCCCUCGAAAGAGGAGCCCAAGGUCCCGCCCAUCCGGAUUCAACUGUCACGCAUCAAACCGCCCUGGGUGGUUAAAGGUCAGCCCGCUUACCAAGUGUGCCCCCGCAUCGUGCCCACCGGGCCCCAGCCCCCCGAGCCCCCCGGGCACGAGCCCCCCGGGCGCCACGGCUCCGCCCCCGCCGCCGGCCCCGCCAGGACCCUCGCCGACGUCAAGGCCCGCGCCCUGCAGGCCCGAGCCCAGCGCGGGGCCGCCGCCGCCGCCGCCGUGCUGGGCGCGGGGCGCGGCGGGCUGGGCGAGGUGGCCCUGCGCUGCUCGUGCAGCCUCAAGGCCAUGACCGUGUGCAAGGGCUGCGGGGCCUUCUGCCACCACGACUGCAUCGGCCCCGCCAAGCUCUGCGUCCUCUGCCUCGUCGUCAGAUAA